This is a messenger RNA of Athene cunicularia (burrowing owl), 2345 nucleotides long. RefSeq names its product chromosome 15 C12orf65 homolog (gene MTRFR). The record is from RefSeq and is a predicted model, not a curated record. The transcript is spliced from 2 exons. Gene Ontology annotation, molecular function: translation release factor activity. Gene Ontology annotation, biological process: translational termination. Gene Ontology annotation, cellular component: mitochondrion. The coding region runs from base 57 to 545 and encodes 162 amino acids. NCBI's taxonomy places the organism in Eukaryota, Metazoa, Chordata, Aves, Strigiformes, Strigidae.
UCCAUUCCCCACUUCUAUUUCAGGUUUCAUUCCAGAGAAACUGUCCUCUUUUCUGUAUGAAUAUUCCAGGUGUAUUUUAUAUUACAUUCUUACUGAGAGACAUACGAACACCAUCAUGGAGACCAUGGAUUUUGAGGAAGCAGCAAUUUUCUCUGCCCGGAGUGCCCUUACUUCAGGCAGCAGGCAAGAAGAACUCUUCCAAUCUCCUUGGACUAACUGAGGCAGAAUUAAAAGAACAGUUUGUAAGAGGUGAUGGCCCAGGAGGUCAAGCCACAAAUAAGACAAACAACUGUGUUGUCUUGAAGCAUAUUCCAUCUGGGAUUGUAGUAAAGUGUCAUCAAACAAGAUCAGUGGAGCAGAACCGAAAGAUAGCCCGAGAAAUCCUGCGGGAAAAAGUGGACCUCUUCUACAAGGGUGAAGACAGUGAUGUUUUUAAAGAGAAGAAAGCGUCAGAGAAGAAGAAGCAGGAGAAAAAAAGAAAAGCAAAGGAAAAUCUAGAGAGGAAAAAGCAUUUUAAAGAAAUGCAACAACUGGAUAUGAAAUAAAUAUGUGAAAUACUGAGUUGCCCUGGGAGGGUAAGGGAAACGUUUGUCAUUAUAUCUAAAUACAGUUUUCAAACUAAAAGAUGAUGUAGGGCUUCAUAAGCACAACUGAAGUACUGAGCAGUCAGUCACCUGCUCUCAGUGUAAAACUGAACUGGUAAAAGCAGUCAUGUAGUCCUGCUUCUGUCUGCCAUCAUCUCAUUUGUCACGUUUAGCAAUCAGUUUUUCUGCCAAGUUCAGAAGAUGAUAAAACAAUCCUUGCUAAAAAGGAACUAUAACCUUUCCACCAUUGUUAACGGAGACACCAAAAAACUCACUCGAUCUCCUUCUGCCCAGCUGAUAACUUAUGCUGCUUUAUAGGAGUUCCAGUACAUACAGAGAACAGCCCUAAAAAGUUGUAACUUCCCCUCCUUACUCGGACAACACCUCUACAGACAUAAAUCCUUCAUAAACUGCGACCAGGUUUAGAUACUGGUUCUGAUGGUUUAAACAGACGUGCUGAUAAGAAGAGACCUCGGUCGCUGGCCGCCUCCUUUAGAUCUGUUAGCUGAACAAAUGCUCUGGGCUACUCAAUUCUGAAUGAAGUUUAAACAGAAGCCUUACAAAUCUUACCUGGAGUGGUGGUGAGCACUGGGGCAGAAGGCACUCCUGCAAGAGAGGGCUGGUCAGUCAUCUUCCAGUUCAAAGGUAAAAUUGGGUCAUUACAGAUAAAGAAGAACACAUAAUGGAAACUGCCUCCCAAGGCAACAGAAUCCCAUUUAUCCAAGUGAAGUAACUACCUUUGCCUUUUAAUACUGUAUUUUCUUCAAGUAGCCAUAGCUCUGGAUGUAUUAGCCCAUUUUCCUUAGGAUUUAGACCUGACUGUGCAAUAGUGCACUACAGUCCCGAUGUUUAUGCUGCAGUUAAGCUUGGGCAUCUUGGUAUCUUCACUCAAACUGUGACAGUUUCCCAUUUUAUGCAAAUACAUGCAGCUGCGAUUCCUUUGUUGCUGUUACUUUGAAGCCACUAGCGAAGUACACUUUCCUGUUUUAAUCUUGUUAACAACUCUUAACUGCUUAACCAGAACUUCUCUUUAAUUUUUGGACAGCACCCUCACCAGCUGCCACCAAGUUUUGGCCUUCAAGAACCAAAGCUGUAGUAUGUAUUUUGAAAGCAAUGGAGACAACUAGCAACUACGCCACCUUCUAACGAAGAUCAAUUGCAUCCAGACUGUGCCAUGGAUGGAAAGUUGCCAGUGAUCUGCAGGCCCAUUCCCUUGUCUGUUCCUGAACUUGAGCCUCCUGCAUGAAGGUUAAAUUUUUAUCUGUUGAGAGUUCUUAUUCAUGGAGUAUGAAUCUGAUUAAAGUGACUGUACAUAGUUUUAAUACAAACUGUUAAUGAAAAUAAGCUUUAUUACGUCAAGUAAUAAAUACAUACAAAGAUGCAAAUAACAGUUUUAGUAAUUUAUCCAGAAUUUUCUUUUUUUGGCAAACUUUAAACUGAAAUCUCCAGCCUUAAUGUAGAAAUUAGCUUUCCAGGACCUUGUUAUUAUUUAAUAGGUUUCCCUAUUUUCCAUAUAACUCAUGCACUUUAAAUGGACUUCAAAGCACUAACAGUCAUGCAAAUGUUUAUGCAAAACGAACAAAAAAGGAAAAAUAAGAGAAGGGGAGGGUUAUUUCUAAGCAGGGCCUAUGCUGUAUGACAAAUUGUGACUUAGCAGACUACUAGGUACAGCAUGCUAUUCUGCAUUUAUUAAAAAAAAUCCUCAGAGCUUAUGUCAAACUUUGAAAGAUUGACGGUUUGGGGUUAAGUGAAUAUAGUCAA